This is a messenger RNA of Mobula hypostoma (lesser devil ray), 1310 nucleotides long. RefSeq names its product sperm flagellar 1 (gene spef1). Gene Ontology annotation, molecular function: microtubule binding. The transcript has 8 exons. The record is from RefSeq and is a predicted model, not a curated record. NCBI's taxonomy places the organism in Eukaryota, Metazoa, Chordata, Chondrichthyes, Myliobatiformes, Myliobatidae. Gene Ontology annotation, cellular component: axoneme. Gene Ontology annotation, biological process: regulation of cytoskeleton organization. The coding region runs from base 68 to 808 and encodes 246 amino acids.
CACUCAGGGUAGUCUGGCGCCAGACUGCACGGUUGAAGCGGGGGGUUUCCGUUCCGCCUCACCCACCAUGAAGCUGAGCGAGGAUGCACAGCAGGAACUCUACGCCUGGAUCGACCGGGUGCCGCUGUCACGACCCAAGCGGAACAUCGCCCGCGACUUCAGCGACGGAGUUAUGGUUGCUGAAGUGGUGAAGCACUUUUUGCCCCGAUUGGUAGAAAUGCACAACUAUAUUCCAGCAAACUCCACCCAACAGAAGCUGAGUAACUGGCAGCUGCUAAACAGGAAGGUGUUUUCCAAAUUGCAUUUUCGUAUUUCUGAAGAUAUGCUGAAAAAGUUGGUUAAGAGUUGCCCUGGAGUUAUUGAACUGGUUUUGCAUACGCUGAGACAGAAGAUUGGGGAAGAACUCACUGUGAUACAACAGGAUGUGGAAGAUUACAGUGAUAGAACUGAUAAGAGUUUUCCAAAUUACAUUCCUGUCAGCAUGCAUCCAUUUGCAAAGGAGUGCCAACUCAAACCAGAAAUGUGCAACAAUAAUCCCAGAUCAUUUUGUAAGCAGUAUUCCCACUUGGAUCCUGCAAUCCGUUUCCUGUUGGAAGAGAAAGAACAAGCUUUGUUGGCUCUUCACGAAACCGUGGAGCCAAAGCACUUAAUGAAAAUGAUGGCUGCAUUUCAAGAACAAUCAUCAUGCUAUGGGAUUCUGCAGUUGAAAGUACAGAGACUUGAGCAUCUGGUUCAGCUGAAGGACCUGCGAAUUGACGACCUGACAAGGCAUUUGAAGAAACAGAAAGCAAAGGAGAUAGCAAACUGACAAUAACUAAACCAAAAAAAUCUUCUCCAUCUUUGUAGGGGAGAAAUAUGUGGUGGAUGUGUUCUUUGUGGAUAUGUGUGUGUGCGCUUUAGGAUCUGGGAUUACAGGGACUCUGAGCCAUCUCCUAGAGUCAAACUUGCCAGUACCUGUCACAACCAAAUCCAACUGUGUCCCAGUCUCAGUACAAUCUUCUACUUCAGUAACCAGGAAAGCUCCGAGAUGUCAUUAGUUCUUACCUAAAUACCCUAAAAAAUUAAUAGUUUUUUAAGUGGUGAAAGUAGUUGCCACAGACAUAGAUUCUACUCUUUGUACAAUGUUUUGCUGCUGGUCGAGAUGUGUAAUUUCUACAAUAAAACAUGGAACAUGAAUAAGCCAUGUUCUGUCUGGUUAUACUGAGCAGUGGAGUCCAGACUAACUCGAGAGAGUGGCUGCCUUUCACAGUAAGUGAUGUUAAACACAUUGAAUCUAUUGCAGAGUUGGAAAUAGAACUGGAUUUAACCCA